CCACCAUAAAAAAGUUGAGCUGCCUAUUAACAUCCGUAUCAAAACAGAUAAUUGGUGCCUUUCAUAUGGAAAUGAACCGCCAAAAGCAAGAAAUAAGAAGUUGACGACCAUGUCCAUGACCACCGCAUUCAGGUGUACAUCCACAGGGACCUCAGAAAACCCCAUCGUGGCAUUCACCACUCCCCCCAACUACGCCGAAAGGUUAUCCCACCUUCUCACCGUCAACGCCUACUCCCCACUUUGGUGCCCAACACUCACCAUCCAACCCACACCCUCCUCAUUCGCCCCUUACCUCUCCUCUCACUCUCUCCAACCCUUCUCCGCCAUCGCCUUCACCUCCCGAACCGCAAUCCAAGCCUUCCACACCGCUGCCGCCGCCCUCCGCAUCCCCCCGCUCUCUCAUUCUGGCCACCCCUUCAUCGUCGCCGCCCUCGGAAAGGACACCGAGCUCAUCGACGCCGAAUUCCUCUCCAGAAUCUGUUCCAAUUCUGAGAGAAUUAGGGUUCUUGUUCCGCCGACCGCGACGCCGAGCGGCCUUGCGGCGGCGUUGGGGCCCGGCGGCGGAAGGAGAGUGCUCUGCCCAGUCCCACUGGUCGUGGGCCUGGAGGAGCCACCGGUGGUGCCGGGCUUCCUGCAGGAGCUACGGGAUUUUGGAUGGGACCCAGCUCGGGUGGAGGCCUACGAGACGCGGUGGGCUGGGCCGCGGUGCGCGGAGGGGAUUGUGAAGGGGAGUGAGGAUGAAGGAAUGGAUGCGGUGGUUUUUACGAGCAGUGCUGAGGUCGAGGGCCUGUUGAAGAGCCUGAGGGAGUUUGGGCUGAACUUUGAGGAGGUGAGGAGGAGGUGCCCACGUUUGGUUGUUGCGGCCCAUGGGCCUGUCACGGCGGCUGGGGCCGAGAGGCUUGGAGUUAAGGUUGACGUGACAAAUGGCAAGCUAAUGAGGUAA
Arachis duranensis is the source of this 943-nucleotide messenger RNA. RefSeq lists its product as uncharacterized. Lineage: Eukaryota; Viridiplantae; Streptophyta; Magnoliopsida; Fabales; Fabaceae. The transcript has 2 exons. The coding region runs from base 110 to 943 and encodes 277 amino acids. Gene Ontology annotation, molecular function: uroporphyrinogen-III synthase activity. Gene Ontology annotation, biological process: tetrapyrrole biosynthetic process. The record is from RefSeq and is a predicted model, not a curated record.